GUGCGUAUAUGUCCUCCAAGCUCGAUUUAGCGCACGGCCAUAUUAAAUCUCUACUCUAGACGGAAGAGACAAAAGCCACAGCAACAAAGAAUUUCCCAAGAAGCGUUCGAAGAAUUAAUCACGUCUUUGAAGAUUCAAAUCCUUCAAAAUUCGGAGGUGUUCCAGAUAUUCUUCCACUAAGUGUUCAGGAACUGUGAGGAAAAAACGAGACAUCGCGAAGCCAAGAGUGGAAACACUUAAUAGACUCUUAACGUUUUUUUGGACUUGCAAUCCUGCAUUGACUACCUUUUGAAAUCCCUCAGUUUGGAGAUUUUCAGCAGGUUAAAGAGGAGCAAGUAACACUGAGCAAAGUUUGAAAUUCUCCAUGACGAAGAGAAUACAGGAGUUUUAAAAGCACAUUAAGAACCUUUAGCUGAGCCUUGUGCUUUUGAAUGUAAAUACUUUAUAUUUUUUGAUACCAAAAGGAAUACAGAGGGUACUACAGGAUUUCUGCAAUCCAGCCAUUAAAAAAAAAUAAUAAUUAGAAAAAAAAACAUAAGUGAAUACUUUGUACAUUUUCAGGGAUAACAUAAAAAGUGACUUUUGAAAAGCAUUAAUAGAUUUUUUCGCAAACUUGCAUUUUUGAAAAUCCUUGUGCAAGACUUAAAUUUUACAAGUUACCUGUUUGCUAGUUAUUUUGUACGUUGGCUAUAGGCUUGUGAGAUAUUUAUUCAUAUAAAUAUAAUUUUCUCCUAUUUUGGGAGAGCUUAUUAUAAAAAAAUUAUACGCCAGGCACUCUUCUUUUUAAGAGGUCUGUACGUACCAGAAACUGUUUACACAAAAGCGCAGUGAGCGUAACCGUAAAACAGUUUUACAAAUAGCUGAAAAGUAGCAAAAAAAAAAAAGCAAAAAGAUUAAUUUGUUUGAAACCGUUGAGGGGGAAAAAUCUGACCAUGGCUACAGCGAGAACAGAGAUCCCUGCUUCAGUCAUGCCAAUGAGCAAACAGAAUGGACAGUCCAAGCCCAUGAACCUCCAGUCAGGAUCACUUACUUCAUCACAGUCAGGAAAAACACCUGGGAUGUCCCAGAAAGGAAGCAGUAUACCCCAAAGCAGUGGCGGUAUCAGGUUUGGUGAUGACUGGAAGAAGUGCCUGCAGCUUCCACCGAAAGACAUGAGAAUGAAAACCACAGAUGUGACUGCAACCAAAGGAAAUGAGUUUGAAGAUUACUGCCUUAAGAGGGAACUGCUGAUGGGCAUCUUCGAAAUGGGCUGGGAGAAGCCUUCCCCUAUCCAGGAGGAGAGUAUUCCUAUUGUCUUGUCAGGGAGGGACAUACUCGCCCGAGCUAAAAAUGGCACGGGUAAAAGCGGAGCCUACCUCAUCCCCCUCUUGGAAAGGAUUGACCUGAAGAAGGAUUAUGUUCAAGCCAUAGUUUUGGUACCAACUCGUGAGUUGGCUCUGCAGGUGAGCCAGAUAAGUAUCAACAUGAGCAAGCACCUUGGUGGCGUCAAGGUCAUGGCUACGACAGGUGGAACUAGCCUGCGGGAUGAUAUUAUGCGUCUUGAUGAGACUGUACAUGUUAUAAUAGCUACCCCAGGAAGGAUCCUUGACUUGAUAAAGAAAGGUGUGGCUAAGGUUGACAAAGCUCAAAUGAUUGUGAUGGAUGAGGCUGAUAAAUUGCUUUCUCAAGACUUUGUGGUGAUCAUUGAGGACAUCAUCAGUUUCCUGCCCAAAAACCGCCAGGUUUUGCUCUAUUCUGCCACUUUCCCCAUCAGUGUGCAGAAGUUCAUGUCCAAACACCUUCAGAAGCCAUAUGAAAUCAAUCUGAUGGAUGAGCUGACACUGAAAGGCAUCACUCAGUACUAUGCUUAUGUGACAGAAAGACAGAAAGUGCACUGUCUCAACACACUGUUCUCCAGGCUCCAAAUCAACCAGUCAAUCAUCUUCUGUAACUCCACCCAAAGGGUGGAACUCCUUGCCAAGAAGAUCACACAACUUGGCUAUUCCUGCUUUUAUAUCCAUGCCAAGAUGAUGCAGGAAUACAGAAAUCGUGUGUUCCAUGACUUCAGAAACGGACUGUGUAGGAACCUGGUCUGCACUGAUCUUUUCACAAGAGGAAUUGACAUCCAGGCUGUCAAUGUAGUAAUCAACUUUGACUUCCCCAAAAAUGCAGAGACAUAUCUGCACCGCAUUGGUCGAUCAGGUAGAUACGGUCAUCUGGGCCUGGCCAUUAACCUGAUCACCUCAGAAGAUCGUUUUAACCUAAAGGGCAUUGAGGACCAGCUGAUGACUGACAUAAAGCCCAUACCCAGCAGCAUUGACAAGAACCUGUAUGUGGCAGAGUUUCACUCCAUGAACCCUGAUGAAGAAGAGGCUGCUCACAAAGCAGGCGAGCUUAAUUAACCCUUACUGGAGAAUAAAGGGACCAAUGCUUGGCAUUCUGCACAAUUUCUACUGAAGACGGACGCAAAGAUAACAUGUUUUCUUUUGUUUAUUGUAGUUUUUCUCACCAACUGCUUCAGGGGUCUGGAACUGCCAUGGUAAAAUGUGAUCAGCUGCCACAGGUUUAGGGGCCAGUAUAAAGUCAUUAGGUUUUGUUGGUCUUGAUAGAAUACCUGAAGCAGCCUACACUUUUAUCCAUUUGGAGCACAAUAAGCCACUGUUCUUUAGA
This is a messenger RNA of Carassius carassius (crucian carp), 2649 nucleotides long. RefSeq names its product probable ATP-dependent RNA helicase ddx6. Gene Ontology annotation, biological process: P-body assembly; cytoplasmic stress granule assembly. NCBI's taxonomy places the organism in Eukaryota, Metazoa, Chordata, Actinopteri, Cypriniformes, Cyprinidae. Gene Ontology annotation, cellular component: P-body; cytoplasmic stress granule. The record is from RefSeq and is a predicted model, not a curated record. The coding region runs from base 933 to 2381 and encodes 482 amino acids. The transcript has 14 exons. Gene Ontology annotation, molecular function: mRNA binding; RNA helicase activity; ATP binding.